AUGGAAGAGGAUGAAACACCAGAUGCCAAGCCUCUCCUUGCCCUCGUCGUCUUCAACCGGGAAGACAAAACCAGGCGCCGAACAGACGUUAUCGAGGUGGCCAAAACGUUGACCUUCCCUGACUUUAACAAGGCCAUCGGACGCCUCGCCCUAGCCAACAACAUCACUGCUGCCCGAGGAUGGCAGCUACAAUGGCCACUCCGGGUCCUGUGGGACCUGGAUGAGGAAAGCAUCGACAAAGAGUUCGAACGUGGUGAAGCAGGUUCACUGCCGGCGACCGUCUUUCAGGCCAUAAUCCGGGAAGAUAACUUUAGGAGCCUGCUGCAGAUGAUCGAAAAGCGAGGCGGCAAAGACGUCAUUUGGGUAGAGGCGCAGAAAGUGCAUGAGGCCUUUGACGAGGUUGACAGGACCAAUGCUACCAUCCCCAGGAGCCAGAAAACGGAGCAGACGGCGUCUGGCAGAGAUGGACCAAACGGGACCAAAAGUCUUCAAGACAGUGCUUACAGACAGCAAACAAAGCAGACACCAAGCAUUAACCCACAACAACAACCCUCCGUCCCAACACCCCAGCCUCCCAAGAAAGACACACGCCGCAACAGCCGCGGCCACAGCCUCUCACCAAUCAAACCAAAAGCGCGCGCAAACCGCACAUCCGGCUCCCGCCCCAGCAGCGCCACCAAGCUGCACCGCCCCAAGCCCACAUUUCCGAACCUCAACCCGCUUAUCUACGGCGACGACCCCGCUGACCCGCGCUACACCGCUCUCACGAACUACAAGUUCGUCACCGAGCCGCACCCGAAAGGCCGCCCAAUCCUACGGCGCUGGAAGCGACUAGACAAGCACGGCGAGUUCAGCAUCAUAGCGCGCGCCGAGGAAGCGGAGAUGAAGAGCCGCGGCGUCGAUUACGAUGCUUACAUGAAGCGGGCGCGGGAGCGGGACGCCGUGGCUAGGGAGUUGUCGAGCAUGGCGCGCGUGGAGGACAAGGUCAAGCUGGUGGGCCGGUGGGGGUAUGUGCAUGGCGAAGUGGAGGAUCGGUCUACUGAGGGCGGAGACGACGAAGACGGAGCAGGCGACGAGGCGGCCAGCGGGACGGGGACGAGCGCAACGCAGGCGGCUGAGCGGGAAGUCAAGAACCACGUCGGCCUUGUGGCUCGACGGAGGGGAAACAUGCCCUUCUUGACCGACGACGACAGCUCGGAUGACGAGCGCACUUUGCCUGGCCAGGAGGUCUCUCCGAGCGUGGGCGCCUUGUCGCGGGCUUCGCUGUUGGGGGGCAAGGAAUCGAAGCGGAAAUUCUCGGUGGAGGAGGAUGCGGACCGUGGCCGUGAUAGUGAAAGCGGGUUUCAGGGGGAAAGGCCGCGCAUGCUAAGCUUGUGA
Aplosporella prunicola CBS 121167 is the source of this 1377-nucleotide messenger RNA. RefSeq lists its product as uncharacterized. NCBI's taxonomy places the organism in Eukaryota, Fungi, Ascomycota, Dothideomycetes, Botryosphaeriales, Aplosporellaceae. The transcript has a single exon. The record is from RefSeq and is a predicted model, not a curated record. Bases 1 to 1377 code for a protein of 458 amino acids.